AUGACGGCCGCAGACAUCCCAAUGGGAGACCAUCGUAACCUCUUAGAUAUCAUUGACAGCCUCCGUGCGCAAGGACUCGGCCGGUAUGUGGACCUUCCCGAGAUUAUAGUCUGUGGUGAUCAGUCUGCGGGCAAGAGCUCCGUCCUUGAAGCUAUUUCCGGUAGGCGAUUCCCUACAAAAGACGGGCUUUGCACUCGUUUCGUGACAGAGUUGGUCCUGCGCCGAGGCCAGAACACAAGCACAAAGGUAUUCAUCAUACCCGGCGAAGCUCGAUACGACAAAGAAAAAGAGGAUCUCGAGCAUUGGAAACCCCGGUCCAGUGUAGAUAAUGACGGUCUCGAAGCAGUGACAGAGGAGGCAAUGGAAGCCAUGGGGAUUUCGGAUGCUCGAAAGUUCUACGACGAUAUCCUUCGCAUCGAGCUCACCGGCCCCAACCAACCGCAUCUAACCAUGGUAGACCUCCCUGGUCUCUUCAGGACUGGAAACAAGGAGCAAUCUGACACCGAUGUCGACACAGUACGCAGCAUGGUUGAAAAAUAUAUGGCUCGGCCUAGGAGCAUUAUUCUAGCCGUAGUGUCGGCUAAGAACGAGUAUGUCCUCCAGGAAGUGACAUCAAUGGCCAAACACGCCGACCCAGAGGGACUACGUACUAUGGGGCUUAUCACAAAGCCCGAUACACUGGAUAUUGGCUCCGAUUCCGAGGCGUACUGGGUGCGCCUCGCGCAGAACACUGAAGUGGAGCUCCGUCUCGGUUGGCAUGUUCUGAGGAACCGCAACUUCGAGCAGCGGGGCUCGACUUCGGCCCAACGUGAUGCCACCGAGAAUGAUUUUUUUUCCGGAGGCAUCUGGAUUAGCGUCAAUAGAGAGCACUGUGGUGUGGAAGCUCUGAGGAUCAGACUCAGUGCUGUCCUCAAGGACCAGAUCCUGUCUCAGCUACCAAGCCUAGUUCAAGAUGUAGAGAAUGGCAUCCACGAAUGCACAGAAAAGCUUGAACGACUUGGCCCUGUCCGGGGAACUCCGACGGAGCAGCUAAAGUACCUCCUUCGCCUGAGUGAGGAGUAUACAUCCCUGACGAGGCAGGCGGUUGAUGGCACGUACGGGGACCGCUUCUUCGGCGCUAGAAAGAAGCGUGAUGGAUAUCCUAGGAGGCUCAGGGCCGUGGUGCAAAAUCUGCUGCUUGAAUUCAGACAGGAAAUGUUCUUGAAUGGACAGAGCCAGAUAAUUACCGCGUCGGAGAGUGAAGGUGAGGAUGAAAACGAAACCAGCGAGUCGCCCCGUAUUCCUAGGUCUCGAUACGUUGAGCGGGUCGCCUCUCGCUUGAAGUUUAGCAGGGGACGCGAACUACCGGGCCUUUUCAGCCCGCUUAUUGUUGGCGAUCUCUUCGAAGAGCAAUGCGAACCGUGGCGAAAGAUUGCGAAAGCGCUGGUCGAGGAUAUCGUGGAAGCUGCACAUCAGACGACGGAGCUCGUGAUCCGACACGUUGCUGCCAAUGAUAUCGUUAUUGAGGUGCUUAAGUUUGUCCACGAAAUGGUAGAGGAACUCAAGAUCGGACUGGACGCUAAGGUUGACGAGUUACUGGUUUCUGCCACGCAGCAUCCCAUUACAUAUAAUCGUCAGUUGACGGACAAUGCUCAGAAGGCCCAACAGGCACGGCACAAGUGCGCCAUCAGACAGCUCAUUCGCAAGGUAUUUGGCUCACAACACUUCGAUGACGUGGACAGGAAGAUCAAUCUCAAUCCGGUACAUUUCGUGGACCUUCUGGCACAGGGUCUCGAACCCAAUAUGGAGCUAUUCGGAAGCUCCACGGCGGUUGCAAUGAACAGAUUUAUCGACGACGUUAGCGUGCUGGCAGUUGAAGACUGCCUCAUCGGAAAGGUUGCUGAGCUCUUCCGAUCGGACAAGGUCUUGGACAUGAGCUCGGAUGAUAUCUCUCGCCUCGCAGGUGAGACUGCAGAGUCUUCUAUCGAGAGGCAGCGUCUGGUAGAUAAGCGCAAGAUGCUCGAUGAUGGAUUACGGGGUCUCAAGGGCUUACAAAAGCAAAAGCAAUUCACCCGACCUGCUGACUGGGGUCCGGUGUUAUCAGGAGAUGUGGAAGAACAGCUGGAAAAGACUACAUCCGAUUCAGAGAGUGCAUCAAUCGUCAGCUUCGUUAGAUCGCCGUCCCCUGAGAUGUAUUCUUAG
Messenger RNA from Lachnellula hyalina, 2181 nucleotides. RefSeq names its product Interferon-induced GTP-binding protein Mx. The transcript is spliced from 2 exons. Gene Ontology annotation, molecular function: GTPase activity; GTP binding; microtubule binding. NCBI's taxonomy places the organism in Eukaryota, Fungi, Ascomycota, Leotiomycetes, Helotiales, Lachnaceae. Gene Ontology annotation, cellular component: membrane; microtubule; cytoplasm. The record is from RefSeq and is a predicted model, not a curated record. The coding region runs from base 1 to 2181 and encodes 726 amino acids.